Molecule: messenger RNA, 795 nt
Organism: Larimichthys crocea (large yellow croaker)
Lineage: Eukaryota; Metazoa; Chordata; Actinopteri; Sciaenidae
Gene: mrps17
Product: mitochondrial ribosomal protein S17
Exons: 3
Coding region: 154-588 (144 amino acids)
Biological process (GO): mitochondrial translation
Cellular component (GO): ribosome; mitochondrial small ribosomal subunit
Molecular function (GO): structural constituent of ribosome
Source: RefSeq, a predicted model, not a curated record
UCAACUGUCCGCUUCGCGCUCAGUCCCUCGAUACUAGCCGUAGUUACGUCAUCAAAACACGCCGCCCUGUGCAGCAUGGUGGAAACAUCACACUGAAGAUUUUUGACCUUCUGAAAUAUUCUGGACGUUUCUGGCAGGAUAGAACCUUCCACAAUGUCUGUGAAGCACGCAUCAGUCCAUGCCAGGUGGAUCAUCGGCAGAGUGAUCGGGACCAAGAUGCACAAGACCGCUAAAGUGCGAGUCACGAGGCUGGUGCUGGAUCCUUACCUGCUCAAGUACUACAACAAGAGGAAGACCUACUUUGCCCAUGAUGCUUUGCAACAGUGCACCGUGGGAGACAUUGUCCUUCUCAAGGCUCUGCCUGAGGCCAGGUCCAAGCACGUGAAACAUGAACUGUCUGAGAUAGUCCACAAAGUGGGUCGGGUGGUCGACCCACUGACAGGAAAAAGUGUUGCAGGGACUGAUUUUGUGGAGGCUCUGACUGACCUGGAAGAGGACAAAACGUUAUCAGACAAACUGCAGGAGCUCAGCAUCUCAGCUGUGCCGAGCGGAGCAGAUUCUCAGCCACCUCAGCCUCCUACUUCAUGAUAGACGCUGCGUUCUUUUAUGCAGCAGUCAUAUCUUAAACGUCUCUUUUCAAUAACAUUUCUGCAGAUGUUUGUGUAAAUAUGUGUGUAUAAACCAGUGAUCAUAUAUCAAUUGUGACCAGCCAACCAUCUUUGCUACCAGCUCGGGUAGUUUUGAAUUAAAGACACGUAUGUGAGGAAUUUCCAAUAAAAUGACGAUGAGAACGAA